AAUCGAACGUUCAUACACGCAGAGAAUACUGCAGCAACCAAUCAGCGGGCUAAGAAAGCGUGGAAUCGAACGUUGAGGCACCUCCGGCUUCCCCCUCUGCCCACCCCGAUUCUCUCCACAUGCUCCUCCCCUAGAUGCUGUUGUUUGUGGUGGUUUAGCUGCCGAAGAACUACGAGAGGGGAAGGGGAAAUAUCAACACAGCCUUGUUCCUGCCGACUGAAGCUAUAGAGGCCGAGAGGCGGCUUGGCUCAAACCCGGCGAGAGGACUAGCUUAAAGCCUCGGAGCAGAGAAGGCGCCUGGCAUUUCGGGCUAGGAGGAGAAGAAGCCUUUGUCGAUUUUUUUUUCCUCCCCCCAAAAAACACGUAUCCCUGCCGCCGCCUCUUCCACCACCGCCACCACCUUGAGUGCGUUUGGCUCUCCUCCUCCCUUCCGUGUUGUGGUUUCGCUUCUCUCGCCAUGUCGGUGAAUAUGGAGGAGCUUCGGCAUCAAGUCAUGAUUAACCAGUUCGUGCUGGCUGCGGGCUGUGCGGCGGAUCAAGCGAAGCAGCUACUGCAAGCUGCACAUUGGCAAUUUGAGACGGCUUUGAGUGCAUUUUUUCAAGAAACCAACAUUCCCAACACCCAUCACCAUCAUCAAAUGAUGUGCACACCCAGCAAUACUCCAGCCACACCACCCAAUUUCCCAGACGCUCUAGCAAUGUUUUCCAAGCUGCGGACUUCAGAGAAUCUCCAAAGCAGCAAUAGUCCCAUUACGUCCAUGGCAUGUUCUCCUCCAGGGAGCUUCAGCCCUUUCUGGGCCUCUUCGCCUCCCAACCACCAACCUGCCUGGAUCCCUCCUUCAUCACCCACCAGUCACAAUCUCCACCAUCAUCUCCACCAUCAGCAGCCCAUGUGGCCUCCUGUGUCUCAGCCAGCGCCCCCCCAGCAGAAAGCCAUGGCAGCAAUGGAUGGCCAGAGAUAAGACUUGACGUUUUUGGAAUGGGAAAGAAGAUGGGGCAAGGGGGGGAAGAGGAUAUGGCAAAUCUGAGGCACGGGAAAUGGGAGGGGGGGCAUUUUUUUUUCUCUGAAGAUCGCACUGGAAUAUUUUAUAGUUUUUUUUUUUUUAAAUUGAUGAAAUGUCAUCAGUUAUCCCCAUGAUCCUUUUCUUCUUUUUCUUCUUUUCUUCCCCUAUCCGCUCUUCAGGAGAGUUAAUAACUGGUCUCUUCUCUUUUUUAAAAAGAAAAAAAUAUAUAUAACUAUAAUAUAUAAAUAUAUAAAUAUAUCUAAUGUAUAUAUACAUCACAAAUGAAAGCAACGGAAUUGCAAAGAUCCAGGUGGUAUUCUAAGAACGCUGCUUGGAAAGAGAGGCAGCUGCUUUGAAAACAGGAUAAAGGUGCCUCCCUUGAAACAUGUAGGUGGGGGGGGGCUCAAAAAUCGGGGGCUCUCUUGUUUUUGUUGUCCUCUUCUUUCCCCAUUGGUUCCCGGGGAUGUGGCAAUACCUGUAGCAGCUAGAGGGUUGAGGGGCCUUGGGAAAAGAGUCAUUGAAGGAAGCCACGCGUCCAAAAUUGUAGCUGCCCUUGUCCUUGUGUGAAGAGACCAGGGCUGGAAGAAGUUGCAGCUGAGACAUGGGCCUGUCUCAGACCUGUUCGGCAGAAGAUUAUCUGCUGAAAGAAUCCAGCCUCCCUUCUCCAUCAAAGUGGGGGUGAUUUUUUGUUGUUGUUAAUUUUAUGCUGCAGAGGCUGCUCCACAGAGUUUUCCUGUGGGCUACAGGAGAAUCUGAUAAUAAAUAAAUUAAGGCAAAAUGCCUCUGCUGUUAGACACUUUGGGGACUUUCCUCUUCAAACAGCAUGUUGAUCUUGGCCCACAACUUUGUGUACACAUAAGAAGUCUAUUUUUUGCUCUCUCAUGUCUCGGGCAGGAGUUAAUAUAUGUGCACUCUAACAAAAUAAUUUUGAUAGCCAGCUAGCUCUUUCUCCUUGCAGCAGGCUGGAUUUUUUCCCCCUUGCUGGUGUUCUCUUCUGCUAUUGUUUUUUUUUCCCCUUUCUUUUAAGAAGGGGAAAGAUGCUCUAAGUUGAGUACAAAUUUUUAUCUACAUUUCCCCAUUUUGGCCUAUUGAAACUUUCAUGAUGGCUGCAACAGGUACAUCCCAAAUCACUGAAACUUGUAUCUUACCAUGAACUGAAAUAUCUUCUUGUCCUACUUCCCUCCCUCCCUCCUUCCCUCCCCUCUUGGAAAAAUUUUCCCCCUUCAACUCUCCGGCUGAUUCCCUUUAAAAAGGACAAUGUUUAAGCAUUGGGGAGGCUCAUCCAGAAGGGGAAACAGCUGAAAUUUUCAAAGGCAUAUGCAUCACGGAGACACGAGCUAUUAUAGAAGAUGGAUCUGUUGAAGGAAGGCUCCCGAACGCUCCCUUCAAUCCAAUGGCAGGCUAAGAGUUGAGGUUCUACAUUUUUUAGGUUUUAAAAUCAGAAUCUUGCUUAAACAGGUUGAAGGUUUUUUAUUAAUUUAAAAAUAAAAAAAAACACUUUUUUAA
Molecule: messenger RNA, 2509 nt
Organism: Pantherophis guttatus
Lineage: Eukaryota; Metazoa; Chordata; Lepidosauria; Squamata; Colubridae
Gene: UBALD2
Product: UBA like domain containing 2
Molecular function (GO): protein binding
Source: RefSeq, a predicted model, not a curated record